Messenger RNA from Trichoderma atroviride IMI 206040, 2388 nucleotides. RefSeq lists its product as uncharacterized. The record is from RefSeq and is a predicted model, not a curated record. NCBI's taxonomy places the organism in Eukaryota, Fungi, Ascomycota, Sordariomycetes, Hypocreales, Hypocreaceae.
AUGGCCAAGAAGAAGGUGAAGCAGGCGGUCGGUGAAGACGAGGCUGGGAUUGGAAGCCGGCCAUCAGUGCCUGGUCCUGCAGCGCACCAGGCCCAGUCGUCGCCAAGUCCAAAUUCAAGGCACAAAUCUACAACUCCCGACGCGGCUCAUUCGACAGCAGCUCCAACGGGGCUUGCGAUAUGUCGCAAUAAGUAUGUACAUUGGCGCCAUAUUUCUUCCUAUCACGGGCCAUGGCUGCAAAUGCCGUACGAGAUACUGGAGACUAUUGCCAAUAUCAACUACAAUACGCCAUUGCCGCGGCCCCUCGAUGCUGCCUCAUUCUUUGACCUUGUCAAGGCACGACGGUUGGUCGACGAAGCUACCAAUCUUGCUGUGAGGGCUGCUAGUGACAUCGCCUCGCCAACACUGACCAGCGUUAAUGGUGGCUUUCCGGGUAUAUCUUCGAUGAUGUCUCACGGAACGGGCACUGCAGGCCAUGGCGGGAAACUAAGCAGAGAGCGCAAAUUCAAGAUGAGAGAGCAGGCGAGCCAGAAGCUAGCGCGCGCAUAUCGCUUGGACGAAAUCGUCUGCAGUGUUGCGACUAUGCAAGGCGCGUCGCCGCUUGAAGAUGUGGGCAAUCUCGUUUUACAGCGUAAUCCCAGGGAUCCUGACGCCAAAUAUGUCCACUUUUUCCAUGAAAAGAUUCCAUCGAGGAAAAUGGCUGAAAGCACGAGUUUGGAGCCUCUGACAGAGAUUAUCGGGGAUCGUCCAGGAGAACCAGAGGUGCUGCGAACACGUGCGACGGUAAAGGUGUUCCAAAACGAUUUAGAAGGCGCAGUCUUCGAUCUCACCCAUGCCUUGUCUAUAUCCCAGUUCAUCCGCAAAUCUCACCAACCCAAACAGGAGGAUACGCAAAUCGUAGACUCGCAACGCACCGCCGCUAGGAGACGGCCUCAUGAUGUCAUUUUGCCGGAAAAAGACCAACCAAGCAGCCUUGAGGCUCAAUUAUACUUCCAACGGGCAUCAGUAUAUCUGACACUCGCUUCUGAUAAUGCUGUGGACAGCAUGCCACCACCACCAUCGAACCAAUCCAACGAAAAUCCAGCGAUUGCAAACGAGCGAGGUGGGGAGGCAAAGGCAGAGGCCAGCGACCCAGGCAAAGAGAUAUCCCGAAAGCAGGUUGAGUCACGGAAAAUGGCCAAAACCUAUGCCAAACGGGCCAUCAAGGAUUACUUGUCCUUCUUUUCGAACAUACACUAUUCGCCAAACCUCCCAGCCAAAAUAGCCAAGGAGUUCAACGACCGCGUCAGCAUGGUCAUGCACGGCAUCCGCAGUUCCAGAGCCCUUGAUACAAGCAGUUGGACAACAUCACACACGGUUUACUCCUUGCCUGAUCUUUUUCGCUCUGUUCCCCCGACAGACCUUCCGCCGUAUCCAGCUCAAGAUCUAGUCAAGCAAGGUGUGCAACAGCCGCUAGACGAAACCGCAUGUGAAUGGGUGACGUAUCAUCCGCUGCUCAGCGACGCUUUGCACUCUCUUCUCUUGGCCCACUGUCUCGCCCAAACCUCCACCAAAGAAAUUCAGCGACACGCUUACAUGGUUGCUCGUCUUAUCAGGCUAUCCGACGGAUAUCCCUUGUUUCAAGCGAACAGGUCGUCUGCCCGAGCCGAUUGGACCGAGCUGGUUCAUUGUGCCGGCAAUUGGUUACAACUCAGUUCUUCGUGGGACAACUUGUGCCAACCUGCGCCACUACCUGCCUACCUUGAAGACCCGUGUAAACACCAUUGUGCCAAGCACGGCGGUAGCCACAAAAAGACUCAUCCACAUUCUGAGAGGUCCAUAGCAGCCUCGGCUGCGGCAGCGCUCGUCGGUGGAGGCACUUUUGACGCUACCGCCGCCGCUGCUGAAGAAGAGCAGCGUCGAAAGGAGCUGAUCCGCGAGCAGGCUAUAGCAGAUACUCUCGACGAUGAGCGCGUUACUGACGAGACUUCAUUCCGAGCAGCCGUUAGAGCUCGCGAGAAACGAGCUCAACAAAACGACGCUUUAUUCUCUGCGAACAUGCCCAACGGCACUUUCAUUACCAUUCACCCAGGUCCGGGUUUGAGCAUGAAUACUACAACUAGCACCAAUAGCGCCCGUGGCACAAGCGGCUCAAAUGGUACGAGGAACGGAUACAGAGCUAUAAAGGAGACUGAUCUCGAACCCGUUCCAUCGCAAAGCUGGUCUGCCGAAGAUGGCAAAGAAUACACCCUCACGACCGAACGAGCCAAUGCAAUUGCACGAUGGGUCCAGGAGGCUCCUGUUGUUACCGGCAUGACAAAGCGCAAGAAGCGGACCAAGAAGACGGACGGCAGUACCAGCGCAAAAGCUGAUGAAGCUGAAAAGGGCAUUCAGAAGCUGGAGAUUUAA